AUGGCUGGUAAUAAAAUAGAUACUUUAGUCGCUACCUGGAAUACCGCAGCAAAAUUGUCUUUAACAGGAGAGCAAGAAGAAAAACUCAAAGCAUUAUUUAAUGAUGCUGCUGAAAGAGUUCGUGCUCGUCGUGCAGCUGGAAAAAAAUUAGUUGAAGAUGUAAACAAAGCUGUUGAAGCUAAUGAUAAUGCAACAACAGAACAAUUAUUAGUAAAAUUACGUGAAGGUCUUCGUCAAGCUGGAGAAAGUCGUGAACGAUUUCUUGAUGAAUUCGAUAAGGUUCUUCGAGCUGAACAACGUGGUCGUUUUCUUCUUUAUGUUGUUCAACGGGCUAAAGAAUCAGGCAAACCAGUAGAACAAUUAAUCGAUAGUCUUCUUGCACAAGAUGGUGAUAAUUAG
This is a messenger RNA of Rotaria sp. Silwood1, 399 nucleotides long. The record is from the annotation of a GenBank genome assembly. NCBI's taxonomy places the organism in Eukaryota, Metazoa, Rotifera, Eurotatoria, Philodinida, Philodinidae.